This is a messenger RNA of Cercospora beticola, 2208 nucleotides long. Its product is annotated as succinate dehydrogenase flavoprotein subunit. Gene Ontology annotation, biological process: mitochondrial electron transport, succinate to ubiquinone; tricarboxylic acid cycle. Gene Ontology annotation, molecular function: electron transfer activity; flavin adenine dinucleotide binding; succinate dehydrogenase (quinone) activity. The record is from RefSeq and is a predicted model, not a curated record. Lineage: Eukaryota; Fungi; Ascomycota; Dothideomycetes; Mycosphaerellales; Mycosphaerellaceae.
GUCUUCCUUCACUUUUAUUUUGCCUACGGGGACUAUCAGUUUACUGUUCCCUAUAUUGUUCUGCAUAUACUGUUUACCAUCAUUGGAGCUGUAGUGCUUGCGUUCCAGUUGGGGGUUUUGGAGGUUCAUUGGCCGCCACCUGCGAUUGAGGGUUGGUAAAGAGUUGAGUUGAGGCGAAGAGGCGAGGCAUUGAAAAGAAUACACAUCACAAUGGCACACCGAAUCGGGCGAACGGUCUUCGAUGCGACUUCGACGUUACGAUCUAGUACUUCGUCCUCCACUCGGUCAAACACAUCAGCUUGGAGAAAACACCAGCGAAUAGCACCACUGCCCACACAACAGAAACGCGGCAUCCUAGGCCACACCCAACGAAGACGAGCAACGACUGCCUCCGGCUCAUACCUUGAUCCGAACAAACACCCUCUCAUCGACCACCACUACGAUGCCAUAGUCGUAGGAGCCGGCGGCGCAGGCCUCCGAGCAGCAGUCGGCCUUGCAGAAAGCGGUCUCGAAACAGCCUGCAUCACCAAACUCUUCCCCACACGCUCGCAUACCGUCGCAGCACAAGGUGGUAUCAAUGCCGCUCUGGGAAAUAUGACCGAAGACGAUUGGAGAUGGCAUAUGUACGACACAGUCAAAGGAUCAGAUUGGCUGGGAGAUCAAGAUGCUAUUCAUUACAUGUGCAGAGAAGCGCCCAAAGCUGUUUAUGAGUUGGAGAAUUAUGGGAUGGCGUUUAGUAGAACGGAAGAUGGGAGGAUAUAUCAAAGAGCUUUGGGAGGGCAGAGUUUGAAGUAUGGGAAAGGUGGGCAGGGUGUGAGGUGUUGUUCUGCGGCUGAUCGGACUGGGCAUGCUAUGUUGCAUACUUUGUAUGGGCAGAGUGUGAAGCAUAAUACGAACUUUUUUAUUGAGUAUUUUGCGAUUGAUUUGUUGAUGGUUGACGGGGAGUGUGUGGGUAUGCUUUGUAUGAGUAUGGAGGAUGGGACGUUGCAUAGAGUGUUUGCGAGGAAUACGGUGCUUGCGACUGGUGGAUAUGGAAGGACGUAUUUCUCUGCGACGAGUGCACAUACGUCGACCGGUGAUGGCAAUGCAAUGGCAGCACGUGCAGGUCUUGCCAAUCAAGACUUUGAGUUCAUUCAGUUCCAUCCGACAGGCAUCUAUGGCGCCGGUGUGCUCAUCACAGAAGGGUCACGAGGCGAGGGUGGUUACCUCCUGAAUAGCGAGGGUGAACGAUUCAUGGAGCGAUAUGCCCCUACAGCAAAGGAUCUUGCGUCACGAGAUGUGGUGUCGCGAUCUAUGCACAUGGAGAUCCGAGAAGGACGAGGCGUUGGAAAAGAUAAGGACCAUGUCUACCUUCAGCUCAGUCACCUGCCUGCGGAUCUCAUCAUGGAACGACUACCCGGCAUCGCAGAAACAGCCAGCGUGUUCUCUGGCGUUGAUGUGACGAAAGAGCCGAUUCCUGUUCUCCCGACAGUACACUACUGCAUGGGCGGUGUGCCAACGAAUUGGAAGGGCGAAGUGUUGAAUAUCGAUCAGACCACAGGGCAAGAGAAGGUCGUGAAGGGUCUCUACGCAGCCGGAGAGGUGGCUUGUGUCUCCGUGCACGGCGCCAAUCGACUGGGAGCGAACAGUCUGCUUGACAUCGUCGUGUUUGGCCGGGCCUGUGCGCUUGAUAUUGCGGCGAACAACGACAAGGGGGCUCCUCAUACCAAGGUUCCGGAAGACAUCGGCCUCGACCACAUUGCAUCGAUGGAGAAGAUUCGACAAGCAGAUGGCGAUAAGCUGAGCGCUGAGAUCCGGACCGACAUGCAAAAAGUCAUGCAAGCUGAUAUCUCAGUCUUCCGAACGAAAGAGGCCCUAGAUGUUGGCAACGAGCGUAUGCAGAAAGUCCAAGAGGACUUCAACACCAGACUCGCUGUGAAGGACAAGUCCAUGAUCUGGAACUCGGAUCUGAUCGAGACGCUAGAGUUGAAGAACCUCUUAACUUGUGCUGCGCAGACGGCUAAGUCAGCGCAACUUAGAGAGGAGAGCAGAGGUAGUCAUGCUCGAGAAGACUUCCCCAGUCGGAACGAUGAUAAGUGGAUGAAGCAUACGCUGAGUUGGCAGAAAGAUAUUGGACAGGAGACCAAGAUCGGAUAUCGUGGUGUUGUCAUGGAUACUCUGGAUAAGAGUGAGAUUGAUACCAUACCUCCGGUUGCGAGGACGUAUUAG